AUGUUAUUGGGGCAUUUGAUGGCUUAUGUUUGCGUAGUAAACGGUUUCAGAGUUUGCAAUAAUCAAAGCACAUCAAACUUGAUCCUAAAUUCCAGUUCAAAUAUAGUUAGUGGUCUGAACUCUACUAAUGGCGCCAUUAACUAUGAUUACCUGUCAAGACUGCACAACGAGGCCUUUGAAAGUCCGCAAUUUCAGCUACACAUUCCGCCGAUUUCAGAUUCAUUGCCAGUUUUAAAUAAGGAACUAACAAAAUCGUCGGUCUAUUCUAAUGUAGUUGGGGAGUCAGGGGGAAAUCAGAAUACUGAUGGUACUACUGUGCCUAGGAAUUCUGAGGAUUCCACAAGUUUGGGGAUAGAUAAACAGUCCUCUGACGAUGAUUACCUGGACGGGCCCUUGGAUGUGCUAGAGAUGGUCAAGUCGGGUCUAAUACCAGAGUAUCGCACGCCGAGUUCCACAUCUAAAGGCAGCCAGUCGGCGAAUAGUAGAACUAACCAGCUGUUUUCAUGCAGAUUUGAACGUCCAGCCGAUGUAUUCUUACUCAACUUCUCAACAGUGGACCUCGGCCACCGCGAGUAUAUAUACACAUCCUGCAAGGUGUUGUCAAAGUUGGACGUCUUUAAGGAUGAUGUAAAAGUGAAGCAGGUGUUAGACAGAGUGUUUGCAAAUCAAAUCCCAGUGUGGUUGAGCACGUGUUUUAAUUAUUCGUUUCCUCAUGGCAUCGGUAUAGCAGAGUACGUGUUGAUGGUGUACUACUAUAUUGAUCGAUAUCGGGAUAGCACCACAGCUAAUAUUGAUGCUUAUGGGGGUUUAGAUGGUUCCAGCGAAUACAGUAAAGUUGAUAAUUGGGAAGUUGCGUUGAAUAAACUGAUAAGAAAUGGAAACCCUCACGAAUUAGUGGACUACCUAUCAGAUGAGCGUUACAGGUUAAAUUUAACGGGUAACGAACUUCAGAAUUGGAGAGUGGAUGGUUUGUACGAUGAGCUUUUAAAGUAUUUUAAGGGAGUGGAUAUUGAAAAGGUGUUUAUGGAUGAAAGAAAUCAGUUGAAAGAAAAUCACAAGUUGUAUAAUGAAUUGGUUAAGUACAGAAAGAAAAGGCAUAUAUCAUAUAACAAGACUUUAGUUCAACUGAUUAACUACUACAUACAAUACCUGAAGAUGCCACUGUAUAUCGUAACUGACACUGAGGACGUCGACGAGGUAAAUCUUCGGCUGAAGAUGUUUGGAGUGAAGUCAAAUGAGUUGUUGAAUGUAUUGAAAACUUGUAAUUACAGUACUGGUGAAAGCAAGAAUAAGAGUCGGAAUGAAGGUGAUAGUGAUGGGAAACAGGCUGAGGAAAGGAAUGUGGAGGGGUUCCUCUCUCUAAUGAAGUUGAACCCAUUGAUACCAAUACAUUAUUUUGACAACUCGAUACAUAACUUAAAACAGAUGCUAUCAAAUCCAAAGUUUGAAGAUGUUAGAUUGUACUUUGUGGAUUGGGGAAGAAGUAGUUACGAUCAUAAACUAGAAGCGCUAUACACAGAUAAAAUAAAAUACAUCAAAAACACAAGCGGAUUGGUAGAAUUCAUAUGUAAAUUUAACACCUUUUACUCACGGGAGUGGACGCACGGAUAUAGACUGCGAUACCCAAAUGAGGAGGAACAAGCAUUUUUGUUAAACUGGAAGGAAAAAUGGCAUAAACCAGUAGAUACAACAAUCUCAAAAGAGGGAAGAAUGUUGCCAAAUAUAUAA
Theileria orientalis strain Shintoku is the source of this 1728-nucleotide messenger RNA. RefSeq lists its product as hypothetical. The record is from RefSeq and is a predicted model, not a curated record. Lineage: Eukaryota; Apicomplexa; Aconoidasida; Piroplasmida; Theileriidae. The coding region runs from base 1 to 1728 and encodes 575 amino acids. The transcript is spliced from 5 exons.